This is a messenger RNA of Protopolystoma xenopodis, 1041 nucleotides long. NCBI's taxonomy places the organism in Eukaryota, Metazoa, Platyhelminthes, Monogenea, Polystomatidea, Polystomatidae. The record is from the annotation of a GenBank genome assembly.
AUGCUCGCAGUCGCAUCUUCUUUCUUCUUCCUCUUGCCAGAUCCCUCCACCGACUACUACCUGACACAGAGCCAAGGUCUGACGAACGAUGUUGCCUUGGCCGAUCACGUGAUCACCACGACUGGUCAGCUGCUUCUGCUUGACAACUCGCAGACGAGCACUAGCAACACCAGAACGAGCCCCGGAGCAAAUGCUGUCGGGCUACCAUCGCAGAUGGUCGGCUCGAUGAAUGAGACACUCUUCUCUGACGCCCACAGGAUGACGAGUGGCGAGAUUGCCGACGUCGGGAUUCCUGGUACCUCGGCCUGCCUGUCUCUCGUCAAUCAGCCGCUUGUCUUGAUCGACGAGACCGAGAAGACGUCAGGACUGGCCUCGACCCAAUCGCAUCCACUUCAUCCACAGCACCAGCAAUCUGUGUUGCCUGGGCAACCGAAUCUGGGCCUCCAGACGACGACGACGUCGACGACAACCGCAACGACGACGACGAUGGUAAGGCUGCGGGUUCGGGAACACGAGAACCCAUAUUCAACAGACUCUGGCGUCUACAUGACCCGACUUGCUGGAGCCGGUGGUAUUGGGUCUUCUCUCACUCCAGGACCGUACACGGCGGCUCUGACAUCGGCGGCGACGGCUUUCAGUCUUCCGUUUCCGUCACGUCGGACAGGCGAGGCUGUGGCCUGCGCCGACGUGGACGAGUUGCCUGGCAAAGUUGAGAGAGCGACGAAGCCAGAGAAUGACGGCUUUGCUGGUUCCGGUUUUGCCGGCGUCAACGCAGAAACGAGACUGUUCGAGAAACAGGAUCUGUUCGCCCAUGAAAUGACCAGCACAACACUGGCCUCGGCGGCCGGAGAGCGCAGUCUGGCAUACGCAGUGCAGGGUGUGUCGGCAGGUGAAGGGGAGCCGAGACUGUACGGUCGACUGAAAGAGGGUCACGGCAAGUCAGCCGUCAACGAAUGGCUGAUCUAUGGCAAGGUGAUUGUGGACGAUAAGGGCCUGCAGAACAUGAGCAUUCGCGAGCUGAAUACUCUACUUAAAAUAUAA